Molecule: messenger RNA, 250 nt
Organism: Entrophospora sp. SA101
Lineage: Eukaryota; Fungi; Glomeromycota; Glomeromycetes; Entrophosporales; Entrophosporaceae
Source: the annotation of a GenBank genome assembly
AUGAGUGGGGGGAAAGUUGGAAUCAUUAAUGAACAAGAAAAUCCACUUCUCAGAAGAACAUUGAGAGAAAUAAACAGAAUAAAUUAUGCUGAAAAUUCAAACAAAGUAAACAGAGUGAAUAAUAUCAGCAAGCGGACUCAUAGGGAAAUAUCAGAUGAAGAUUCUGAGUUUUGCAAUGAAGAAGAAGAGAUCAAUGAAGAUGACGACGAAGAUAACUACGAGGAUGACGAUGAAUAUGAUGACAAAAAUG